Argentina anserina (silverweed cinquefoil) is the source of this 1370-nucleotide messenger RNA. RefSeq lists its product as uncharacterized. Lineage: Eukaryota; Viridiplantae; Streptophyta; Magnoliopsida; Rosales; Rosaceae. Bases 468 to 1193 code for a protein of 241 amino acids. The record is from RefSeq and is a predicted model, not a curated record. The transcript has 5 exons.
UUAUAACUUUCUUCCUAAAAACAAUGAAACAAAUUUUCAUUAAAGGGGCAAGAGCCCAGAAACGCAGCCAAACAAAGCAAGAGUUCAGAAUACAAUGAUAGUUGCCUUUGGCUAGCCAUGCCAUCAACUAAAUCCAGUAAGAAAUAGAGGAAGAUGGAUAGCCCAUCAACUGUAAAAUAGAUCAAGAGAGACUAACAGCCCACUCCACCGGCUUCGGCUUGGGACAUGGCAUACCAUCAUUUUGAAGAACACUUUUGUGGUGGCAUCUUUGCCCAUCUUUGAAGACCCGUUUUGGAAUAAGCAACAAUGACUCUAAUGAGUGCAACUACGAUCAAUUAGUCGAGUUGCCCAUCCUCCUUAUUCUUCCUAUUUGCAGAUUUCGCUAGAUAAAUUUCUGAAGAAUUUGAUAGUUUCAGAUUGAUAAUAAAUUGUUAUAUAAUGGAAAUAAUUUGCUCACCCAACAAAAGAUGAUCUCACAAACUGGAGGUUUGUUUGUGGGAUUGGAAGACUAUGAGACACAAUCCCAAGUGCAUAGCCCUAUUCAAGAUGAUGAAGAAUUCAUCUCAAUGAUGGAAAUGGGUAGUGCUAACAAUACUAACAGUGGAAGGAGUAGAUCAUCCCCACCUAUGCACUUAAGUGAGCCGUUAUGCUCAAGAACUACAAAUCCAAGUGUUGACAGUGAGGUGCCAACUAAAAUAAGAAAGACUGUGACUCCUCCUAGAGAACAAAUUAGAGCUGGUAUGAAGCGGAAGCGAAAGACACCGAAGGCUCAAGGAAAGAACAAGACCAAGUUUAGAGUCAAUGGAUCUGAAACCUUAACCUUCAAUGCACGUGGACAGGCUGUUGCCCCAAAUAAUAAGAUGGCUGAGUUUGGUUGCUUUAUUGGACAACUUGUGGUGGAAUGCAGCGAUUUUCCCCUGAACGCCAAAAAUUGGGUAGAAAUUUGUACGAAAGGGAAAGCUGAUGAGGCAUGGCUCAUUGUUGAAGAGGUCGCAGAAGUUAAUGUAACGAAUCGACAACCAUUAAAGUUGCACCAGACAACCGGAGCAAAAACCUUUGCUCAAGUCAGAUAUGAAUGGGUACUGGAAAAUCCUGGAAAAGUAUUUGAAAGUGUGACAUUCUUCGACCUUGUACAUUCAUCAACGAAAAAAGAUUUGAGUAACCCUUACCUUUUGGAUAUAUUAACAAGUUAGUGGCUUAAGUAUAUGUAUGUAGUAGUUAGAUAACUAGCUUCUGAAUCCAACUUAGUUACGUUGAAUUUUUUAACAGAAGCAAAUUUCAUUUUAUCCAAUCAAUGUGGCUUAAAUUGAAAUUUGUUUUUGGUGUAUGGAACUUGUGAUGGUAGCCUUGAUAUUAUAGGUUUAUGAUGU